Lycium barbarum (goji berry) is the source of this 1647-nucleotide messenger RNA. RefSeq names its product elongator complex protein 2-like. NCBI's taxonomy places the organism in Eukaryota, Viridiplantae, Streptophyta, Magnoliopsida, Solanales, Solanaceae. Gene Ontology annotation, biological process: tRNA wobble uridine modification. Gene Ontology annotation, molecular function: protein binding. Gene Ontology annotation, cellular component: elongator holoenzyme complex. The transcript has 6 exons. The record is from RefSeq and is a predicted model, not a curated record. The coding region runs from base 1 to 1488 and encodes 495 amino acids.
AUGCAAGGUGAUCUAAGCCUGGUUGGACAUAGACACAGUUUCCCGAUACCUGCGCUGGUGAAAAAUAACAACAUUUUACUCAUCAAUUCUUUGGGAUUUUAUGGUGGGCACUGGAGUCCAAAUGCAGAUUCUAUUUUAGCUCAUGGAUAUGGUGGAUCUUUUCACCUUUGGAGAAAUGUUGGUGUUGAUUUUGAUGAUUGGAAGCCACAAAAAGUUCCAUCUGGACACUUUGCUGCCGUGUCAGACAUUGCCUGGGCUAGAUGUGGGGAAUAUAUGAUGUCUGUCAGUCAUGAUCAGACAACUAGAGUAUUUGCUCCUUGGCUUAAUAAUACAAGCUCAGAGAAUGAAGAAUCUUGGCAUGAAAUAGCUCGCCCUCAAGUUCAUGGUCAUGACAUAAAUUGUGUCACAGUAAUCAAAGGAAAAGGAAACCAUCGUUUUGUUUGCGGGGCAGACGAGAAAGUUGCCAGAGUUUUUGAAUCUCCUUUAUCCUUUCUGAAGACAUUGAGCCAUGUUACGUCAGAUGACCCUAGUUUUUCUGCUGACAUUCCAGCUGAUGUGCAGAUAUUAGGGGCAAAUAUGUCUGCUUUAGGUCUAUCGCAGAAACCUAUAUAUGUUCAGGCAGCAUCGACACCAACAGACAGAAGCAAUACGGAAGGUUUUGAUACACUAGAAACUGUUCCGGAAGCAGUUCCAGUUGUCUUGACAGAGCCACCUAUUGAAGAGCAAUUGGCAUGGCAUACUUUAUGGCCGGAGACACACAAACUCUAUGGUCAUGGGAAUGAGCUUUUUGCUCUAUGUUGUGAUCACCAUGGAAAGCUUGUAGCUUCUUCCUGCAAGGCUCAAUCAGCACCGGUUGCUGAAAUAUGGCUAUGGCAAGUUGGUACGUGGAAGUCGGUUGGCCGUUUGCAGUCUCACAGUUUAACAGUGACCCAAAUGGAGUUCUCUCAUGAUAACCAGUAUCUGUUGGCUGUUUCAAGAGAUCGCCACUUCUCUGUUUUUCGAAUCGAUCAUAAAGGAACUGAUGAGAUCAAUUACCAGCUUGUAGCUAAGCAAGAAGCACAUAAAAGAAUAAUAUGGGCAUGUUCUUGGAACCCAUUUGGCCAAGAAUUUGCUACCAGUUCAAGGGACAAAACUGUCAAAAUAUGGGCCGUGGAAACUGAAACCUCGGUGAAGCUACUUUUGACACUUCCCACUUUCAAAAGCAGUGUCACUUCCCUGUCUUGGUUAGGUCUAGACAGCCAUGGCAAUCGCGGGCUUCUUGCUGUGGGAAUGGAAAAUGGCCUGAUUGAACUUUGGAAUUUAAAUGGGCAUUUAUCAGUCCAAAACGCUUCUCUUGCUGUUAAAUUCGAUCCAUUUCUAUGUCACGUGUCCACUGUCCAACGACUAUCUUGGAGAAGUCCCCAGAAGAGCAAAGAUUCUGAGACCGUGCAGCUUGCCUCCUGCGGAGCUGAUCAUUGUGUGAGAAUAUUUAGGGUAAAGGUUACCUAAGCUAAACAGUUUUUUAGUGGUAGAUAGACGUUUGUUUUAACCUUGUAUUGCUGAAAUUGUUGUAUCAACUUAUUGUUAUGGUAAUAGUCAACUAAUUAGCAAAUGUUGGAGAUGGAUCUGAUUGUUAGAGUUUCAUAGUUCUCUAUACCAAUUUUCUUA